Molecule: messenger RNA, 1444 nt
Organism: Westerdykella ornata
Lineage: Eukaryota; Fungi; Ascomycota; Dothideomycetes; Pleosporales; Sporormiaceae
Product: vacuolar membrane PQ loop repeat protein-like protein
Exons: 3
Coding region: 331-1329 (332 amino acids)
Biological process (GO): basic amino acid transmembrane export from vacuole
Cellular component (GO): fungal-type vacuole membrane
Source: RefSeq, a predicted model, not a curated record
UAUUCUCGGCCUGAACAAAAAGAUUUGUUGCCGUCCAAGCCCGUUGGAGACUUCUCUUCGCCGACCGAGUACCGGUUGAUGAUACGAUUCUUAUAGUAAUAUCGCUACUUCUAUGUACACGCAUUGUGUUAUCCUUUCGCGGUUCCAUGUAGCGCCGCUCUGGUGCACAAGUAGCGUGCAAAAGUCUCCACUGCGUCAUACCACCACCCCGGACUUCCCCGUCACCUCCCCGCUCUUGAUGAAUCUUUUGAUAUCAACACCCCUUUGACAAUCUGCGCUCCGCGCCCAGUACUGCAAUACCACUGCGUAUACUGCGUGAACAUCGAGAAAAUGGCAGCGCCUCUGCUAGCUGUCUUUGGCCAGACCCCGCCACUGGCGACACACGAGGCGCUAUCCGGUGUCUUUGGAUCAAUAUCGUUGGCAGCAUGGAUAUUUCUCCUGGUCCCCCAAGUAAUCGAAAACUACAAACAACACUCCGCCGACGGCAUCUCCCUCGCCUUCCUCACCGUCUGGUUUAUCGGCGACAUCACCAACCUCCUCGGCGCCAUCUGGGCCGGCCUGGUCCCCACCGUCAUCGCCCUAGCCGUCUACUUCUGCUUCGCCGAUCUUGUCCUCAUAACCCAAUGUCUCUACUACAACUGGAUCAAUGCGAGGAAAGCUUCUGGCCGCGGCGGACACAGGAAACGAAAUAGCUCGGCUGCUGUUGGCGCGGCGGGUGGCCAUGGUGGAGUAGCCGUAGAUGCCGAACAGCAACCCCUUCUCGCCAGGAGAGAUAGCAGCAAUUUAGGCCUCCCGGGAUCACAUCGUCGCAAGUCCUCUACCGCAUCGCGCAUGCGCCGGCGAGCAAGCUCCCUCCCCAGCAUAGGCGAGGAUGUCGAGACCUCCAGCGAGUGGGUCAAGAACACUCUCAGCAUAAUGGGGGUCUGCGUGGUCGGCGCUGCAGGCUGGGCCAUUGCAUGGCGGACGGGGGUGUGGAGGCCUACACCAGAAGCCGUGCCCGGAGGCGAAGACGCGAGGGAUACGCCGCUUGGGGCGGAGGUGUUGGGGUAUGCGAGCGCGCUGUGUUAUUUGGGCGCGAGGAUACCGCAGAUUAUUAAGAAUCAGCGGGAUCGGAGUUGCGAGGGCUUGAGUUUGUUGUUUUUCAUGCUCAGCUUGUUGGGCAAUGCUACGUACGGGGCAGGGAUUCUCUUCCACUCCAUCGAAAAAGAAUACUUCCUCACCAACCUCCCCUGGCUCAUCGGCUCCCUGGGCACCAUCGCGGAGGACAUCACCAUUUUCAUCCAAUUCCGCAUCUUCGGCGACGCUGAGCAGACCGCAGCGAUCCAGUAAUCACACCUCAUCACUUCUCCAGAUCUUACAGAGCGAAAAUUAAGCCGCAUAUCCCACAUCUGCUUCAGCGUAUCCGUAGGUGCACGAACCCAGAUCAAUUGGGAACCGAACAUCC